AUGUGCAGGGCGCCGCCGCCCCCUCUGCUCCAGGGCGCGCCGCUGCCUCUUCUGCUCCAGGGCGGGGCCGCCGCCGCCGUCGCUGCUGCCGCCGCCCCUACCGCGGGAUCGGCCGGCGCGGGCACGGACGUGCCCGGCGUGGACACCACCGCCAUGGCCGCCCCUCCUCUGUUUUUCAGCGUCCCGACGCCUCCUCUGCUUCAGGGCGCGGGCACCGCAGCCGCCGCCCUGGAUCCGGCCGCCCUGCCCGUCCCUGCGCGCCGGCGCCGCCCACGAGCCCUGCGCCGAGCCGCCCGCGCCCCUGCGGGUCCCUGCGCAGCACAUACGGAGCAGCCCGCGCCGGCCACGGGACUAGCGGCACCCUGCGUGCCUGCCUGGCUGUCCGUGCCGCGCGAGAUACGGGUCUGGGCGCCGGCACAUGCGCAUUCGCCCGUGUGGCCGCCACAGGGUGCCGCCGCCGCCCCUACCGCCCCUUGGCGCGCGCCUGCGCCUCACGCGUCCGACGCGUGGCCGCCCUACGGCGCCGUCGCCGCCCCUACCGCUGGAUCCGCGGGCGCGUGGCCGCCCCUCGCACCGACCGUGCCUGCGCCCGCGACGGCCGUGCUGGCCAUGGUGCGCGUGCCCGCGCCCGCGCCGAACGCGCCCGCGUGGCCUGCGUUCGUUUACAGCUGA
Messenger RNA from Panicum virgatum (switchgrass), 672 nucleotides. RefSeq names its product predicted GPI-anchored protein 58. Lineage: Eukaryota; Viridiplantae; Streptophyta; Magnoliopsida; Poales; Poaceae. The transcript is spliced from 2 exons. The coding region runs from base 1 to 672 and encodes 223 amino acids. The record is from RefSeq and is a predicted model, not a curated record.